AUGUCUUCCAGGACGUCCGCCAUCUUCACCCUCGCCAGCGUCACCGUCCUCGGCGGCCUCGUCGCCUACGCCGUCUACUUCGACUACAAACGCAGAAACGACACCGAGUUCCGCAAGCAGCUGAAAAAGGACAGGAAGCGCGUCACCAAGCAGACGGCGCAGACUCAGGAGCCUAGUGAUGGUGCCACCAUAGAGGAGCUGCGUGCUGCGCUGGCCAGGGUCCGGAGCGAGGACGUCCCUGCGUCCGCAGAGGCCAAGGAGCAGUACUUCAUGGCCCAGGUAGGCAUGGGCGAGCAGUUGUGCGCCCAAGGGCCCAUGUUCCACAUGCCUGCAGCCCUAUCGUUCUACAGGGCACUGAGGGUGUAUCCCUCACCCGUAGAGCUUAUCGCCAUAUACCAGUCCACCGUGCCACCUCCCGUGUUCAAGAUUGUGAUGGAAUUGACGAACUUGGACGUGAGUACCCCUUCAUCCCCCCCGGAGAGGAGCGCGCGGACGCAUAGUGAGGCUUCAGAGGAGGAUGAGACUAGUCCGGUGAGGACAGGUCCCCCAUCGGAGACAUCUUCGCAAGAGUGGGACCGGCUCACAGACCCUGGUAGCCAGACCCCGGCGGUGAAGGCGCGCGUCGAAGGUUACUACGAGGCGUUCCCGCCUAAGAGUAUGAACGUAUCGGUGCUCCCCGCGCCCAGUGACCCUACGAAAGUACGCAAGGUCCUCGUCGUGACGAGAAACUUCGAAGCGGGAGAUGUCAUCUACAAGGAACAACCGGUAGUUGCAGUGCUCGACGCCGAUCUCCAAGGGAAGGAGGCGUACUGCUCACACUGUCUGCGGCAUAUCCAGAAGGGCAUGGCGAUCCGGCCAGACCAGGACCGUCUCGGGUCCGUAUACUGUUCGAAGGAUUGUCAGGUCAAAGCAAAGGUCGAGUCGCAGAAUCUGCUCUUCGGACUGGAGCCCGUGCUGCCCGCUGAGCUGGACAAGGGUAUGUCCUUGCUAACGCGGCCCCAGCGCGACGCGGCGCAGGCCAAGUAUGCAGCACAUCUCAAGUCCGGAGGCAGGUCGGUGCCGCUGCUCGCGGCACGCUUCGUCGCGAAGCAGGUGGUGAUCGAGACGGCGAAGAUGAUGCCAGUCAAGACGGGCCCGCUCGCAGACGAGCUGACGGCGGCUUCUGCGAGCGAGUACAGCCUAUACGAUCACCUGGAGCGGCUACGUUUCGUCGAGGGCAAGGCGAAUGAAGAAGGGACGUCGCUGCUCUGCGACGUUCUGGGGGCUGCGUUGCCCGGUCUGGAGAAGUCCUUGACGGAAGAGAGGCAUGCGGUUUACCAGGGCAAAAUGGCGUACAACGCGAUUGGUGUAUGUUAUUCUGGCGGGAGGGACGACAAGCCAACCCCGACGGAGCGGCCGGAGGACCAAGAACAUACGCGUACACCUUACGGGACAUCGCGACAGAUCGGUUCUGGGCUGUAUCUCGUCUCUUCCUAUAUUGCACACUCUUGCGAUCCGUCCGCCCGGCCUUCGUUCAGCUCUGGCACUUCGGAGCUGACGCUCAUCGCAACUCGCCCGCUCAAAGAGGGCGAUGAGAUCACAAUGGCGUACGUCGACAUCAGCCAGCAUACAGAGGAGACGCCUGUGGAGGCGAGGCGGCGUCGCCGAGUUGAGCUCGCGCGGGGCUGGCGGUUCAAAUGCGAGUGCUCACGCUGCGUGAGCGAGACGGCGGACGGCCACGAGAGCGACGUCGGCAUUGAAAAGGACGAGUCCAAGGUGGAGGAGGUGGUCACGCGGGUCGAGACGGGCUCGGGUGCGGAGACAUUCCUUCAGGAUCCUGCUUGA
Fibroporia radiculosa is the source of this 1824-nucleotide messenger RNA. RefSeq lists its product as uncharacterized. The transcript has 9 exons. Gene Ontology annotation, molecular function: protein binding; transmembrane protein transporter activity. Gene Ontology annotation, biological process: protein targeting; protein import into mitochondrial matrix; tRNA import into mitochondrion. Gene Ontology annotation, cellular component: mitochondrial outer membrane; mitochondrial outer membrane translocase complex. Bases 1 to 1824 code for a protein of 607 amino acids. NCBI's taxonomy places the organism in Eukaryota, Fungi, Basidiomycota, Agaricomycetes, Polyporales, Fibroporiaceae. The record is from RefSeq and is a predicted model, not a curated record.